AUGGGCAGUUCAUUGGUUCAUGAGGAUCCCCAAGUUCACAUCCAAAAUUUUCUCGAAAUCAGUGAUACCUACACUCCAACUGGAGUGAACUCAGAUUACGUGAGGCUCACCUUAAUUCCCGUUUCUCUGCUAGGGGAAGCAAAAAGAUGGUUAAAUUUUGAGCCCAUGAACUCCAUAACCUCUUGGGACAAUCUUGCACGGAAGUUCCUUAUCAGGUUUUUCUUAUCUGGGAAAAUAGCUAAGUUAAGGAGUGACAUACUGAGCUUCCGACAAAAAGGAGGAGAGAACUUGUACCAGGCUGAGUACAUGUUUAAAUCGAUUUUGUUAAGCUAUCUACACCAUCAUCAGUCUCACGAGGUGUUGGUCCAUACCUUCAUUGAAGGACCGGAACCCAACACCAAGAUUUUACUUGAUUCAGCUGUAGGUGGACAAGAUUUGGAGAAGACUUAUGCUGAGUUGUUCACCCAGUUGAACAAGAUUUCACACAAGUUAACCCCGAGUGGAAUGGAUGAGAACAUGAUGAACACUCACUUCAGCAACCUAUCAUUGGGACAACAACCAGCUCAAGUGAAUGCAGUCCAACAACCACCCAUAUGGUGUGAAAUUUGUGGAGGAGAAGAUCAUAAUGCAGAGGUAUGUGGUGCAAACCCAGAUUCUGUAAAUUUUGUAGGAAAUGCACAACGUGGAAGAGAUCAUCAGAAUUAUGGGAACUUCUAUAAUCCCAGUUGGAGGAAUCAUCCUAAUUUUUCUUGGGGAGGAAAUCAAAAUCAGGCCCAAGGCCAGAAUCAAUAUAGACCCAGGGGAAUGCACAUGGGUAUUAACAACGAGCCCAAUGGGAGAAACCUAGUAAUCAUCAAACUAACAUGA
Solanum verrucosum is the source of this 867-nucleotide messenger RNA. RefSeq lists its product as uncharacterized. The transcript has 2 exons. Bases 1 to 867 code for a protein of 288 amino acids. NCBI's taxonomy places the organism in Eukaryota, Viridiplantae, Streptophyta, Magnoliopsida, Solanales, Solanaceae. The record is from RefSeq and is a predicted model, not a curated record.